Molecule: messenger RNA, 963 nt
Organism: Dalotia coriaria
Lineage: Eukaryota; Metazoa; Arthropoda; Insecta; Coleoptera; Staphylinidae
Gene: MED4
Product: mediator complex subunit 4
Exons: 2
Coding region: 130-900 (256 amino acids)
Biological process (GO): regulation of transcription by RNA polymerase II
Cellular component (GO): core mediator complex; mediator complex
Molecular function (GO): transcription coregulator activity
Source: RefSeq, a predicted model, not a curated record
UUCUUGCGUUCUUCAAAUGAAUUGAAAUACAAGAUGGCGCCACGAUCUCUUGAUGUUUGUGAUGAAAUUCGCGUAUGUUUCUUUGGGUAGUUUGGGUUAGCAGCUGAACACCGGUGAAUUAUCAACAAAAUGUCGAAUAUGUCUUCGCAAAUAAGCACCCGCGAUAAAUUACUUUACAUAGUUGAUGAUAUCGAACUAAUUUCAAAAGAAAUGAUCGAGAAUGCCAUUGCACCGAAACACGCAAAACUUUCCGCCGUCGACUAUGCACAACUCACUGAACUUUUGGUCGCCAAAGACAACGAACUCAAAAACAUGCUCAAACAAGCCAGUGAGCAGGCUGAGAUUGAGAAGAAAAUGGAUCUACUGCAGGCAGAAGUCAACAGACAGGAUGAAGAUAUCAAUCAACUACAGAAACAACUGAAAGAAGCUGAACAAAUUCUUUCCACUGCAAUAUACCAAGCAAAUCAGAAACUUCAGAGUAUUGCCAAGGCUAACAAGAGACCAGUGCCACCUGAAGAGUUGAUUAAAUUUGCACACAGAAUCAGUGCUUCUAAUGCUGUGUGUGCACCUUUGACAUGGCAACAAGGAGAUCCCAGAAGACCUUAUCCUACAGAUAUUGAGAUGAGAUUAGGGUUCUUGGGCAGAUUGAGUGAUCCUAUAAAUGGACAUUUAUUACAGAAUCCAAACAGUAUGUCAGACUUGCAUAGGCCAGGUGGGCAUUCAGAGAUUCCUGCCUCACAACAAAAUCAAUUUGCUUGGCAUCCUUCUGGGGAGAUACACAUGGCUGUUGGGCAGGGUGGUAGUGUCCCAAUGGAUACUAGGAAUCAUAAACAGGAAAAUGAGGAUGUGGAAGUUAUGUCAACAGAUUCCAGCAGCAGUUCAUCAAGUGAUUCUCAGUAGUUUUAAUAAUAUUAAGUAUUUUUAGGUGUAAGAAUAAAUUUUAUUCAUUUUUUUGUACCAGUA